This is a messenger RNA of Malus domestica (apple), 832 nucleotides long. RefSeq lists its product as uncharacterized. Lineage: Eukaryota; Viridiplantae; Streptophyta; Magnoliopsida; Rosales; Rosaceae. The record is from RefSeq and is a predicted model, not a curated record.
CACGACAGAAAACAGACAGAGUCCGAUGACGACGACGAAGAAGAUCAAAGGGCUUGUUCACUUCGUUUUCUCAAUCUACCUGGUUUCUCUGCUAUCGGAUGUCCAAGUGCCCGUGCAAAGCCGAGUUCUCUUGCAGAAGAAACCCGACCCGGAGAAUGCUGCUGCCAGUGCUCGUUGGUUGGUCUCCCAGAAUAUUUGGGGCGUCUUGGAUACUAUCUCAAGCGAUUUGGGAGGAGCACCCUUCGGGAAUGUGGUUUCAUUUAGCGACGGAGAACCUGGAAAUGGCAGUGGUAUCCCUUACUUCUACUUGACAACUCUUGAUCCGACUGCAAGAAAUGCACUGAAAGAUCCAAGAGCUUCGUUGACAAUUAGUGAACAUCCUAUCGGAACCUGUGGCAAGACAGACCCAGAAAAUCCCACUUGUGCAAAGCUUACACUCAACGGGAAGGUGUGUCGCAACAGAAAAUUUAUUUGUUAUCCGUACUAUCCUCGAGAAGAAGGAGAAAUCGCAUUGAUUUUGGCUAACCUGGAAUGCAUGAUAUUUUUUCAGCUGAAGCUUGCGGAUCCCAAAAAAAUAGAAUUUGCUAAAAGGGCCUUGUUCUCGAAGCAUCCGGAGAUGAAGGACUGGCCCACGACUCACAACUUCCAGUUCUUCAAAUUAGACAUCGAGAACAUCUUUCUGAUCAACUGGUUCGGCGGUCCAAAACCUCUCACGGUCGAUCAGUACCUUCAUCCAAAAAAAUAAAUUUAGCCUCAUGUUAUCAUAUCUGAAUCAAUAAAUUUACUUUCAUGUCUUCAUGUGCUUAAUUCAAAAUAAAUUUACUUUCAUGUC